Molecule: messenger RNA, 5558 nt
Organism: Polyodon spathula (Mississippi paddlefish)
Lineage: Eukaryota; Metazoa; Chordata; Actinopteri; Acipenseriformes; Polyodontidae
Product: caskin-1-like
Exons: 22
Coding region: 684-5039 (1451 amino acids)
Molecular function (GO): protein binding
Source: RefSeq, a predicted model, not a curated record
CACACACACACACACACACCAUGGCGCGCCAGACUGCUUUAACAGCGACGACCCUAGAAACUAACUGGUGCUAGGGAUCUCACACAGCGAUGACAAUGGGGGCUGCUGUUUGCUUUUUGAAAGCUUUGCCUUUUGCACCCCUUGUCCACCACCCGAUCUGUUGUUGAUUGCACAGUAAAUAAAGGAUUGUCGUAUAGUGGGUUUUUUUGUUUUUUGUUUUUUGUUUUUUCAAUUUAGGAAGAAUCUAAUUUCUGGAAACCUGCACAGCUUUCCGCAAGCGGCGAUCAAAUUCUAUUUGUGCUGCCGCAUUUACUGUCACCGAACUAUUGCAUUAUUAUUAUAUUAUUAUUAUUAUUAUUAUUAUUAUUAUUAUUAUUAUUAUGAAUUUAAUCAAUUAAAACCUGCAUCGGAAACUAUAUUAAAAAUUAAAAAAAAGAAACCAUUUAUAUAUUCCCGUUUAUUGAGAAGCGCAAGCUGCUGUUUAUCAUUUUUAGAUCUGGAUCAUAAUUUCUGCUGUUGUCAUCUUCGAAAUAGUAGCAGGAUUUGGAAUCUGCAUCUAUAUCCUUGGCUAGCCUCCCGUAUGCACUUUGCAAUACAAUAGCAUUGCAAUAGGGAGGAUCCGCGCCGGCUGGCUGAAAACAAGUAAAACAUAGGAUGCUUUGGAUGUAAAAUACAUUGUCAAGAUGGGGAAAGAUCAGGAAUUGCUCCAAGCGGUGAAGACUGAAGAUCUUAUUACGGUGCAGAAGCUCUUGCAGAGGCCCAAGCCGGGGAAAGCAAAGCUGUUAGGCUCAACUAAGAGGGUCAACGUGAACUUCCAAGACACAGAUGGGUUGUCCGCUUUGCAUCAUGCUGCCCUCAAUGGGAACAUGGAGCUUAUCUCCUUGCUGCUGGAGGCACAGGCUACAGUGGAUAUUAAGGACCAGAAAGGAAUGCGUCCACUGCACUAUGCGGCCUGGCAGGGUAAAGUUGAGCCAAUGAAGAUGCUGCUGAAGUCGGGAUCUUCUGUCAAUAGCCAAUCAGAUGAAGGACAGAUCCCUCUGCAUCUUGCAGCACAGCACGGGCAUUACGGUGUUUCAGAGAUGCUUCUACAGCAUCAGUCCAAUCCGUGUAUCGUGGACAAUGCAGGAAAGACUCCCUUAGACCUGGCCUGUGAAUUUGGAAGAGUUGGGGUGGUCCAGCUGCUGCUGAGCAGCAGCAUGAGCGCUGCUUUGCUGGAGCCCAAACCGGGUGAGACCACCGACCCCAACAGCACCAGCCCCCUGCACCAGGCAGCCAAGAACGGCCACAUCGACAUCAUCAGGCUGCUUCUGCAAGCUGGCAUUGACAUCAACAGGCUGACCCAUGCUGGCACCGCACUGCAUGAGGCAGCUCUCUGCGGGAAGACAGAGGUGGUGCGCCUGCUGCUGGAUAAUGGUAUCAAUGCCCAGGUCAGGAACACAUACAGCCAGACGGCCCUGGAUAUCGUUAACCAGUUCACUGCCACACAGGCCAGCAAGGAGAUCAAGCAGCUGCUCAGAGAUGCCUCGGCUGCCCUGCUGGUCAGGUCUAUGAAGGAUUAUUGUAACAACUACGACCUGACCAGCCUGAAUAUCAAAACCGGAGAUGUCAUUACAGUGUUAGAGCAGCACCCUGAUGGCCGAUGGAAGGGCUGUAUCCAUGACAACAGGACAGGAAAUGAUAGAGUGGGAUAUUUCCCUUCCAGCAUCGUGGAGGUGAUCAGUAAGAGGACAGGUUCAUGGAACUCUGUCAUUUGUACCCAACAGUAUCAAAAGAUACAGAUUUCUGCAUCAUCGUACGGCCUUGGCGCCGUGGUUAAUGGCGAAACUUACCAUCAGUUCCAUUACUUGCCACCACCUCCACUUCCCCCUUCACAUUCCCAUCAGCCACUUUUCAGUUCCUUUGGCUAUCACAGGUCCUAUAGUACUUCAGAAGAGCUGCACGGUGGACAAGGUCCCCGAGGCUCAGAAUCCAGUCCACAUGGCUCACCCACCCUGGCUACGGGCAGCUCCGCCGGCGCCAAUGAGGAGAUCUGGGUUCUGCGCAAGCCCUUCGCAGGCGGUGAUCGCAGCAGUGUGGGCAGCUCGGGGAGCAUGGUCAGUGCCCGAUCGUCUGGGAGUGGACAGAGUGCAAGCAGCAGCGUCCACGCGCUGCACGCCCAGGCAGAGGGUGUCAAGCUUUUGGCAACAGUCCUGUCCCAGUCCCAGAAGGCGAAGGAACACCUUGCUGCUGAAGGUUCUGGAAAGUCUUUGGACCAACCUGCAGGGUCCUCGCGUCCACAGAACGUGGCCAGCUGCCCCUACCACGAGCAGCCACACGGGGACCAGCCACCACAGAAGAAAGCCGAGACAGUGUCCGAGGGGAAGAGCUCAGGGGCUGUUAUCCAUUGGCUGAGCGAGUUUCAGCUCCAGGUCUACGCUCCAAACUUCAUCACUUCGGGUUAUGAUAUUUCCACCAUUAGCCGCAUGACCCCCGAGGAUCUCAUGGCUAUCGGAGUAACCAAGCCUGGUCACAGGAAGAAGAUUACUUCUGAAAUCAGCAAGCUGAAUGUGGCAGAAUGGCUUCCCGAACACAAGCCUGCUAACUUGGCUGAAUGGCUGACUAUGAUAGGCCUCGGCCAAUAUUAUCAAGUCCUUGUGCACAAUGGCUAUGAGAACAUAGACUUCAUUACAGACAUCACCUGGGAGGACCUGCAGGAGAUUGGCAUCACCAAACUAGGCCAUCAGAAGAAGCUCAUGCUGGCUGUGAAGAAGCUGGCAGAGAUACAGAAGGCGGCGGAGCACGGUCGGGGUACCCUCAGGAGGAAGGCUCCUCAGUCUCUAGAGGUAGCGGCCAUCGAGUCCCCUCAGCAGGAGUCGGCAGAGUGCCUGUCCCCCAAGAUGACCACCUUCCAGGACAGCGAGCUGUGCAACGAGCUGCAGGUUGCCGUGACUCACGGAGGGGACUCCCAGGACAACAUAGAGUUGAAGCAAGCCAGCAACCAAAUGCCCCAGCGACCCCAGAUGUCUCGGAGCCUCCACGAGAACAGCCUGAGCAGCAAGGCCAAGGAACCACCAGUGGAGGGGCCUGCUGAGGAGGGGGGCACUCCCCAGAGGAAGGAAGUGCGGCCCAUGAUGCAGAGGGCAAACGUGCCCCCUGUGCUGGGAAAACCCAGGCAGUCCUUCCCUCCUGCUGGAGGUCCUCCUUAUACACCUCCCCAGACCCCCACAAAACCCAGGCCGUCCUCCCCACAGACUAUGGGGGUUUCUCAAACUACGGCCAAAGUGAAGCCCACCCAACAGCUGCUUCCCCAGACAGACCACCCCAUGUCCCCCAGGUCUCUCCAACAAUCCCCCACACACCGGGGCUUCGCCUAUGUCUUGCCCCAGCCAGUAGAAGGAGGUGAAGCAAAUGCCAGCCAUGGGACUGGAGUUUCUCCCACUCUCCCUGUUUCCGUGCCAGUGCUCUGCCUCCCUUCGCAAGGGGAUGAAUCCGAUGAGGAGCAGGGAAGGCCAAAGAAACGGGCCCACAGCUUGAACCGGUACGCCAUGUCCGACAGCGAGAGGGACCGGGAAGAGUUAAUGGUGCCAGAUGUUGCGCCUUAUGCCACCGUGCAGCGGCGUGUGAGCAGGAGCCACUCUGUGAGAGGCCAGUCUGGGGAUAAUAACGUCAACCGCAGCCAGUCCUUCGCCCUCCGGCCCAAGAAGAAGGGCCCGCCUCCCCCUCCCCCCAAGCGCUCCAGCUCAGCCAUUUCGAGCACAAACCUGGCAGGUGACUUCACUGGGGAGGGUGGUGGCAACGAGCUGGUGGUGGUGUACCGGGAGCAGCGGCGGGCCAGUGACUUCGGGGGCAUGGUGGACACAGGAAGCGCCGGCAGCGUGAAGAGCAUCGCCGCCAUGUUGGAAAUGUCCUCUAUCGGGGGAGGACCCAAAGCUCUGGCACUGCAGAAGGCUCUCGGUGGCAGUGGCAUACACUAUCUGCAGCCCAGUCCGGAGCAUGGGCGAGUGGCCUCUGUGAAGCACCGAGACGCGAUCGGCCUGGACGGGGAAGUGGUCAACCGGCGGAGAACCAUCAGCGGGCCCGUGACUGGACUGAUUGCGGCAGCGCGCAGAGAGAGGGUCGACACCGCAAGAUCCGCCAAGGAACCCGAGCCCUCGAAGGAUAAGCCUCAAGAGGACCAGCCAGCUUCUCAGAACAGCUCCAGUGAGAAUAUCCCCUUCGCCAAAGAGGGCAACCUGACCAUCAAGCAGAGACCCAGGAAACCGGAGGCGGGCGACAGCCUGCCAGACAGCGUGUACACCCUGAAACAGGAAGACAUCUCCAGAGUGGAUGCCAAUGCUACCCUAAAGAGAAGAGUGAAGUCAAGGCAUCACCCAGAUGGUGUGAAAUUCCACCUUACCGAGUCAAGCACUGUGAAGAGACGGCCAAAAACCAAGGAGAAGGACCAGACAGGUUCCCCGCAGGAGUCUCAGCACUUUGCUCUCUAUCAGAACGGAACGGGCACUAUUAAACGAAGGCCAGUGUCAGAGAUGAGUGGGGUGGAGAGCCCCGUGCCCCACUUGGUGGCUGAGGGCCAUGGUGACCAGGGGCCCCGCAGAGACAGUCUGGAAGCUGGUGACGGAGAGACCAGGAAGCCUGUCAAGCCGCCUGUCUCCCCCAAACCAGUCCUCACACAACCGGGCACUGUGAAGAAGCAAGGACCCCCGACAUCCACUUCAAAGAAGGCUCCUAUCCCCGGACCUGGAAGUCCAGGGGGGGUCCCCCCAGCCUCCCCUCAGCCCUCCCCUCAGCCCUCCCAUCACGGGGUCCCUGUGAAGCCUCCUCGCUCCUCCAUGGGCAGCACCUCCACAGACAGCACCUGCCCUGACACAGCGCAACAGAAACUGGAGGAGACCAGUGCCUCACUCGCUGCUGCCCUGCAGGCUGUCGAGGAUAAGAUCAGACAGGAAGAGCAACACAAAGCAGAUUCCAGCACCGAAGCAAAGACCACAGUCAGCAUCCUGGAUGACAUUGGCAGCAUGUUCGAUGAACUAGCUGACCAGCUCGAUGCGAUGCUGGAGUGAAUACAGCAAGGAGAGCUCAAGAUUCACAAACCUCAGGACUCAGAGUGGAUACAAGGGCACAAAAACCAUCUCUGAUAGAACCCCGUCCCCUCCCUCCCUUUCCCUUUUAUGGACAACGCAUUGUGUACCGAAGAUCUCUUCUCAAUGUCCAACACAACUCAAAUCAGUUUGCACAAUUAACCUAUUAUUAAAAUGAAGAUGAAUUACCUCAGGAUUGUGCAAAAGAAAAUCAGAGUGCACUAGACAGACAGGAUCCAGAGGGUCAGUGCGAGGGACUUUGCAGUAGAAAAUGUUACAAUCUUUUUUUCUAUUUGUGCGACGAGUAUGAAAUCUAUUGUAAAAAAAAAAAAAAAAAAGUGUGGUAUUAAAUGUAUGGUAAUAAACUAUGGUAUGUGUAAAAUUGUAAGCAUGAAGAAAGAAAAGAGUUUAUAUCGUGAAUCCUGCAAAAAUAAAUAACCAUUUCUCAUAAAGAGAAACUCAUUAAAUCUUAGUGCAGUAAUAUUUUUUGUUUUGCUGAGA